GUUAAAGAAAUCAAAUUAUAUCAACUUUAAGAUGCAUUUAAUAUCAGCAAUACAGAUAAAUAUUGAAUAACUUAACAAAAUUUUUACUCGACUUUUGCGUUACAAUAUCAUCUGGUAUCUUCUGCCUCUUCUCUGCCAUAACUGCAAUACUAAUAGGAGUACUAAUCAUUUUGACGAUCAUACUCAUUAAGGAAUUUUAAAGAACAAUGUCAGGUUCACACCACCACGACCCAGCUGUGAGAAAACUGAGGGAAGUCAUUACAUUAGCGAAAUCCAUGAAUGUUCCGGAGACCGUUAUUUCUGGUUUAGAAAAUGUUGAUGAGCUUAUGAAGAAAAGAGAUGAUUACUGUGAUCAGAAAACAUCAGGACCUAGUGAAGCUAUGGUAGCUCUUAUCAAAGACACUCUUGAGCAUCCAUGGAAGCGACUUUUUAAUGAAAAGAAAACCAAAUGGGACAUCAACCCAGUAAUGCUGUCAGGAAAUCUUGAAGGUUAUGUAUUGAAGUUUUUAGUGAACGCUUCUAAAGCUAAGAAGGUAUUAGAAGUAGGUUUAUUUACUGGAUGUAGUGCUUUAGGUAUGGCAGAAGUCAUGCCAAACGAUGGAAAGGUUGUUACAUGUGAAUUUGAUCCAUAUCUAGCCAACCUUGCAAGGACCUUUAUGGAUCGAUCAUCCCAUGGUAAAAAAGUAGAAAUUAUUAUAGGCUCAGCACUAGACACAAUUAAAGACCUUGCAAAAAGAGGAGAAAAGUUUGAUUUCAUUUUCAUAGAUGCUGAUAGACCUGGAAAAUCUGAAUACUUUCAUAUAGCCCUGGAGAAAUUGUUGGCACCCGGAGGUACUAUUGCCCUAGAUAAUGCGUUAUCCGGUGGUAGAUCGUAUAUGACAGAUACGUCAGACGACGAUGGAAUAAAGGAUGUGAAUGAGACAAUAGCGACAAGAGAGGAUAUCUACCAUGUUCUACUUCCUGUUAGAGAUGGGAUCAUGCUGGUUAGAAGAAAAACUGACAUGGAUUAGAAAUGAGAUACAAUCAUAUAUAAUAUGCUGUCUGUAGAUAUAAAUACUGACAUGGAUAAGAUAUGAGAUACAAUCAUGUUUAAUAUGCCGUUUGUGGAUAUAAAUACCGACAUGGAUAAGAUAUAAGAUACAAUUAUGUUUAAUAUGCCGUCUGUGGGUAUAAAUAUUAACAAGGAUAAGAUAUGAGAUACAAUUAUGUUUAAUAUGCCGUUUGUGGAUAUAAAUACUGACAUGGAUAAGAUAUGAGAUACAAUUAUGUUUAAUAUGCCGUCUGUGGGUAUAAAUACUGACAUGGAUUAGAAAUGAAAUACAAUACUAUUUGAUAUGCCGUCUGUAGAUAUAAAUACUGACAUGAAUAAGAUAUGAGAUACAAUCAUGUUUAAUAUGCUGUCUGUAGAUAUAAAUACUGACAUGGAUAAGAUAUGAGAUACAAUCAUGUUUAAUAUGCUGUCUGUAGAUAUAAAUACUGACAUGGAUAAGAUAUGAGAUACAAUUAUGUUUAAUAUGCCGUCUGUAGAUAUAAAUACUGACAUGGAUAAGAUAUGAGAUACAAUCAUGUUUAAUAUGCUGUCUGUAGAUAUAAAUACUGACAUGGAUAAGAUAUGAGAUACAAUCAUGUUUAAUAUGCCGUCUGUAGAUAUAAAUACUGACAUGAAUAAGAUAUGAGAUACAAUCAUAUUUAAUAUGCCGUCUGUAGAUAUAAAUACUGACAUGGAUAAGAUAUGAGAUACAAUCAUGUUUAAUAUGCUGUCUGUAGAUAUAAAUACUGACAUGGAUUAGAUAUGAGAUACAAUUAUGUUUAAUAUGCUGUCUGUAGAUAUAAAUACUGACAUGGAUAAGAUAUGAGAUACAAUUAUGUUUAAUAUGCUGUCUGUAGAUAUAAAUACUGACAUGGAUAAGAUAUGAGAUACAAUCAUGUUUAAUAUGCUGUCUGUAGAUAUAAAUACUGACAUGGAUUAGAAAUGAGAUACAAUCAUGUUUAAUAUGCUGUCUGUAGAUAUAAAUACUGACAUGGAUUAGAUAUGAGAUACAAUCAUGUUUAAUAUGCUGUCUGUAGAUAUAAAUACUGACAUGGAUAAGAUAUGAGAUACAAUCAUAUUUAAUAUGCCGUCUGUAGAUAUAAAUACUGACAUGGAUAAGAUAUAAGAUACAACUUUGUUUAAUAUGCCGUCUGUGGAUAUGAAUACUGACAUAGAUAAGAUAUGAGAUACAGUUAUGUUUAUAUGCUGUCUGUAGAUAUAAAUACUGACAUGAAUAAGAUAUGAGAUACAAUUAUGUUCAAUAUGCCGUCUGUAGAUAUAAAAACUGACAUGGAUUAGAAAUGAGAUACAAUUAUGUUUAAUAUGCCGUCUGUAGAUAUAAAUACUGACACGGAUAAGAUAUGAGAUACAAUUAUGUUUAAUAUGCUGUCUGUAGAUAUAAAUACUGACAUGGAUAAGAUAUGAGAUACAAUUAUGUUUAAUAUGCUAACUGUAGAUAUACAAACUGACAUGGAUUAGAAAUAAGAUACAAUCAUGUUUAAUAUGCCGUCUAUAUAUAUAAAAAGUUAUCAAAUUGCUCUUGCAAAUUUUAUUUGAUAUAUAUAUAUUUUUGUUAUAUAAAAAAAAUGCUUAGGGCAGUUCUCUGAUUUACCAUGUGAUCCUAGAACCUAGGACGAUAUAUAUAUAUUUACAAUGUGCAAUAUCAAUAGAAAUACAGACUAUACCACACAACCACAUUUAUCACGAUAUUCAUCCACUCGAUGGCGUUUUUAAAAUAUAUGAUUUAUCCAUCGAGAGUGGAUAAAUAUUGUAGACACAUUGUUAAAUUGGUAACAACCCGUUUGUGCAAUGAUUUGAUAUGGAAUAUGUGGAAUGAAAUUGGUUAUGGUGACUGGUUAAGUCGAUGUGUCUUGUUGACUAAAUUUUGCCUUCUAGAUGUCUUUUGGAUUUAUUUGUUAUUGACGUGUAGCUUACAUUUCUUUAUGUAUAGUGGUGUGACUAUCAUUGUAAGAAUAUAGUAAUAUGAGCAUUGUUUUAGGAAUAUGAAUUGCUUUAACUGAUAAAAAUAAAUGAGUAGUGUUUAGAUA
Messenger RNA from Mytilus trossulus (common blue mussel), 3078 nucleotides. Its product is annotated as O-methyltransferase MdmC-like. NCBI's taxonomy places the organism in Eukaryota, Metazoa, Mollusca, Bivalvia, Mytilida, Mytilidae. The record is from RefSeq and is a predicted model, not a curated record. The transcript is spliced from 8 exons. Gene Ontology annotation, molecular function: S-adenosylmethionine-dependent methyltransferase activity; O-methyltransferase activity. Bases 207 to 1010 code for a protein of 267 amino acids.